AGCAUAUAUUUAUGUGAGGAGGAGUUGGAGACAGGAUACAUAGGGAGGCGAUAGGCAUAGCAAUAGAGAACAGGAAAGAGGGAAGAGAGAAGAGAGAUAGGGAAUGAAAAGCAUGAAGGGCUAUGAGCCCCGUUCCAGUUCUUCCUGCGCUGCCUGCAAGCUCCUCAAGCGUCGCUGCACCCCCACCUGCAUCUUCGCUCCCUACUUUCGCUCCGACGAGUGCAAGAAAUUCGCCAAGGUCCACAAGGUCUUCGGCGCCAGCAAUGUCAGCAAGAUCCUCUUUGAGGUCCCCGAGGACCAGCGGGAGGACACCGUCAACUCCCUCGCCUAUGAGGCCGACGCUCGCCUCAAGGACCCGGUCUACGGUUGCAUUGGCGCCAUUGCUCUCCUCCAGACCAAGAUGUUCGAGCUCCAGCACGACCUCGCCCUCGCCAGGGCUCGCCUCGCUCGUUAUUCCUCCGCCUCCGCCUCCGCCACCGACGCCUUCCUCGCCUUCCCUUCUUCUUUCGACGAUACCUUCCCCGCUCACCCGGCCCUGCCUCCUUUCCCCGACUCUUCUUCCUCUUGCUGCGACGUCGACGACGGCUUCUCCUCGUCCCAGGUUCAGUUAUCGAGCCGACAUGAUAUGGUGGAUGAUUUUUUCCAAACCCCAUAUAUAUUUUGAAUUCUCAUGCUCUCGGUGAUUUCCCUGUGUGAUUGUGGUUUGUUAUGGAUUGGAUUCGAGAAAAUCAAAACAGGGCACUCUGUUAUAUAUAUGUGUGUGCUGAUAUAAAUAAAAACUCCUUGUGAAUCAUGGAA
Prosopis cineraria is the source of this 798-nucleotide messenger RNA. RefSeq names its product LOB domain-containing protein 21. The transcript is spliced from 2 exons. NCBI's taxonomy places the organism in Eukaryota, Viridiplantae, Streptophyta, Magnoliopsida, Fabales, Fabaceae. The record is from RefSeq and is a predicted model, not a curated record. The coding region runs from base 104 to 664 and encodes 186 amino acids.